Dermacentor silvarum is the source of this 1358-nucleotide messenger RNA. Its product is annotated as nose resistant to fluoxetine protein 6-like. NCBI's taxonomy places the organism in Eukaryota, Metazoa, Arthropoda, Arachnida, Ixodida, Ixodidae. The transcript is spliced from 11 exons. Bases 77 to 1216 code for a protein of 379 amino acids. The record is from RefSeq and is a predicted model, not a curated record.
CCUGAACACGGACUGCUUUCUCUCCUUGUUGCGAGUCAUCGGAGGAUUGCGCAAGCUCAACCUGGAAAGCAUAAGGAUGCUAGAUUCGUCGAGCAAGCUUCCUGCUGGCAUUCUAGAGGGCACGGUAACGGACCUAGGCGACUACGACACCUGUCUGAACCUGAGCUUCCCCGACCGCUUCGAUAACCAGGUGGAAGACUUCCGAGGACAGUACUGUGGGGUGGCCAUCCGAUUCCCGCUGCCCCAGAAACCUGAGGUCAUUCGACAUGGCGCCGUCAUUGUGAACCCCGCUGGAUUUCCCAACACCAGCGUUAUCAAGUACCUGGCCCGCAAGUCCUACACCCUGUACCACACUUUCAUCCGCUUAGGCCUCUGCCUUCCUAGUCAUUGCACAGAAGAGGAUGUACAAAAACUCAUCAGUCCAAUUAAGACAUACCUUCACCUCAACGCCACGGUGCUCAACUGCCAAGUUCGACAAGACAACCACAUGAUGAACAAAGACCAGGUAGCCGCAAUAGCGAUUAUUGGCUUCUUCGUCGUGAUAAUCUUGCUGGCCACCAUGGCCGACAUAGGCUACCGGCUGUUUGAAAACUGGAGAUGCCACGCUUAUAUGAAAAAGCCGAUGGUACAGUCGCUGGUGGACAUGUCCCUCCUGAGAGCCACCCAGAAGCUGCUUACCGUAAACACCCCUGAUGACCGCCACAACAGGAACCUGCAGGCUGUUCACGGCAUCCGCACGUUCAACGUCUUCUGGAUUGUCGUCGGGCACACCUAUGCCUUCGCCGAGCAGACCACGUACCGCUCGGGAAAUAACAUUCUGAGUAUGGCUGGAAAUGUGCUGUUCCAGCCCGUGAUCAACUCAUUCCUCUGCGUCGACUCGUUCUUUUUUCUUAGUGGAUUCCUCCUCACUUUCAACCAGUGCAAGGUUCCCGUCAGGACGGCGCCCGUGGUUGACUUUCUUGGUAAACUUCUGGCUCGUUACUGGAGGUUGGUGCCGGUGGCUGCAGGUGUGCAUGACGGUGCCUGUUUCUGCUUCCGGAGCUGGCGUCUGGUCCGAUCUGGAACGAGAAGGUGGCACGGGCCAUCGGCAACUGCCACCGCUCCUGGUGGUCCGUGCUGCUCAACAUACACAAUUUCUACUCCUACGAGGAAUCGUGUCAACCCCACUACUGGUACAUCAGCGCUGACCUACAGAUAUUUCCUGUGGUGCUUGUGACAUCUAUACUUAUGGCCAGGAACGUCAAGCUGGGCGUCAUCAUCUCUGCCAGCAUCCUGGUCGUAAGCGUCGUGGUGGUUGGUGCUCUCACGUAUAUCAACAGCUACCCGCCAGCCAUUCUGCUACUCGGCAAGGACGUGCU